Anthonomus grandis grandis is the source of this 668-nucleotide messenger RNA. RefSeq lists its product as uncharacterized. Gene Ontology annotation, cellular component: nucleus. NCBI's taxonomy places the organism in Eukaryota, Metazoa, Arthropoda, Insecta, Coleoptera, Curculionidae. The transcript has 3 exons. The record is from RefSeq and is a predicted model, not a curated record. The coding region runs from base 152 to 523 and encodes 123 amino acids.
CGUUUAAUCGCUUCAAGGCGAGAUGUCCGGACGUGUGGUUUUCAAUACAUUUGUUUACGUUUUAUUUGACAGCUGAUUUUUUUGCCUUUGUGAAGUUCAUGAAUUUUGUUUUUUUGGUGUUUAACAUUGAUUUAUCAAUUAAGUACUUAUUAUGAGGGUUCGUGCCGAACAUUGGCAGAUAUUGCUAGAACUCUGUGAGGCAAAUCCAGAGUUAAUAACAAACAAAUUUAAUGGCCCUGAUGGCAAAACAAAGGGGCAUGCUCUCUGGCAAAAUGUUGCCCAUAAAUUAAAUAGUCUUGGAUUUGGUGAAAAAACCAAGGAUGAAUGGAGAAGGGUAUUAACUGAUUGGAAGUGCAAAACCAAAGCAAAAGCAGCCAAAAUAAAACUAGAAAUUAAUAGAACAGGUGGUGGUGCUGCUAAUUAUAUUCCAUUAUCAGAAAUAGAAAACAGGUUGCUUGCCCUCAUGGGCUCCAAAGCUAUAGAGGGGGAUGUAAAUAUUGUGGAACUUGGCUUUGUUUUUUAGAGUUGUGUGGUUUGGUAUUUUGAAGAAGGUACUAUGGUGAAUCAUUGAUUGAAUUAUUACACUAAGUAUUUUAAAUGUAUUAUGUAUAAAUCUUACAAAAUGCUCUAGAAUAAUUUAAUUUUUGCUUAUUUUUAGGAAACAAAUA